Messenger RNA from Acomys russatus (golden spiny mouse), 975 nucleotides. It is a transcript of the gene Nipsnap2, whose product is annotated as nipsnap homolog 2. NCBI's taxonomy places the organism in Eukaryota, Metazoa, Chordata, Mammalia, Rodentia, Muridae. Bases 65 to 910 code for a protein of 281 amino acids. The record is from RefSeq and is a predicted model, not a curated record. Gene Ontology annotation, cellular component: mitochondrion. The transcript has 10 exons.
GCGGCGGCGGCGGCGGCGGCGUCAGCAACACCCAGGCGGUCGGAGCUUCAGGCUCCGGAGCAAGAUGGCGGCGCGAGUGCUGCUCGCCCGAGGAGGCCUGCUGCGGCCAGCCGCCCCCGGCAGCUUCCUGCCCGGGCUCCGGAGAGUAACAUCCUCAGGUCACAGAGCUCGGGAAGACAGCUGGCUAAAGUCCUUAUUUGUCAGAAAGGUUGAUCCAAGAAAAGACGCCCACUCUAACCUCCUAGCCAAGAAGGAGACAAGCAGUCUGUACAAGUUACAGUUUCACAACGUUAAGCCGGAAUGCCUGGAUGCAUACAACAAAAUUUGUCAAGAAGUGCUACCAAAGAUUCAUGAAGACAAGCACUACCCUUGUACCUUGGUGGGGACGUGGAACACGUGGUAUGGCGAGCAGGAUCAAGCUGUCCACCUCUGGAGGUAUGAAGGAGGCUAUCCAGCCCUCACGGAGGUUAUGAAUAAACUCAGAGAAAACCAGGAAUUUAUAAAUUUCCGUAAGGCCAGAAGUGACAUGCUUCUCUCACGGAAGAACCAGCUGCUGUUGGAGUUCAGUUUUUGGAACGAGCCAGUGCCAAGAUCAGGACCCAAUAUAUACGAACUCAGGUCCUACCAACUCCGACCGGGAACAAUGAUUGAAUGGGGCAAUUACUGGGCCCGUGCCAUUCGCUUCAGACAGGACAACCACGAGGCAGUCGGGGGCUUCUUCUCUCAGAUUGGGCAGCUCUAUAUGGUGCAUCAUCUUUGGGCUUAUAAAGACCUUCAGACCAGGGAAGACAUACGGAAUGCAGCCUGGCACAAGCACGGCUGGGAGGAGCUGGUGUACUAUACGGUCCCACUCAUUCAGGAAAUGGAGUCCAGGAUCAUGAUCCCGCUCAAGACCUCGCCCCUCCAGUGACCUUCCCUGUGCCUACGCAGGCUUCUGUGACGGAUAGAUGUCAUGACUUCAUUUCUGCCCCCCCC